This is a messenger RNA of Mercurialis annua (annual mercury), 1075 nucleotides long. RefSeq names its product photosystem I chlorophyll a/b-binding protein 6, chloroplastic. The coding region runs from base 75 to 872 and encodes 265 amino acids. The transcript has 5 exons. Gene Ontology annotation, biological process: response to light stimulus; photosynthesis, light harvesting in photosystem I. The record is from RefSeq and is a predicted model, not a curated record. Gene Ontology annotation, cellular component: membrane. Lineage: Eukaryota; Viridiplantae; Streptophyta; Magnoliopsida; Malpighiales; Euphorbiaceae.
AAAAGAUAGCCCAGUAAAUGAACAGACACACACAGCAAACCAUACAGCAGAAACAACGUUAGGAUUGGUCAUUCAUGGCUCUAAGCAUUUCAUCUUCUUCAUUGUCCAGCUUUCCCACCAAUACCAGGGAAAUACAUCAAAAAUCAGUGCUAAUUAGGACAAAUGGAGCAUGCCAAGUUGGAAAAACUAAAGUGAAACUGAAUGCAACUAAAGGAGGAGUUUCAAGUGUCUGUGAACCACUUCCUCCAGAUAGACCAUUGUGGUUCCCCGGUAGUUCACCUCCUGAAUGGCUCGACGGGAGUCUUCCUGGAGAUUUUGGUUUCGACCCACUUGGAUUAGGUUCUGAUCCAGAAUUGCUUAAAUGGUUUGCACAAGCUGAACUAGUGCACGGCAGGUGGGCAAUGCUUGCUGUGUCAGGGAUUCUGAUUCCUGAAUGGCUUGAAGGUUUAGGCAUCAUAGAAAAUUAUAGCUGGUUUAAUGCUGGUGAAAAGGAAUAUUUUACGGAUCCGAUAACCUUGUUUGUAGUGCAGUUAGUGUUGAUGGGUUGGGUAGAAGGAAGGAGAUGGGCAGAUAUGAUUAAGCCAGGGUGCGUCGACAUAGAGCCUACGUUACCCCACAAAACUAAACCAAAGCCAGAUGUUGGGUACCCGGGUGGAUUAUGGUUUGAUCCAUUGAUGUGGGGCAGAGGUUCUCCAGAGCCUGUAAUGGUUUUAAGGACUAAGGAGAUCAAGAAUGGGCGUCUUGCUAUGCUAGCAUUCGUCGGUUUCUGCUUCCAGGCAGUUUACACCGGUCAAGGCCCUGUUGAAAACUUAAUGGCUCACCUAGCUGAUCCCGGUCAUUGCAAUAUAUUCUCCGCUUUCGCAUCUUAUUAACGCUGAGGAAAUUCCACAAAUUCCAGGAUGGGGGUAGAUAUUGCUUGAUUUUCUUGGUUCCAUAUCAAUGUAUGUUCUUUUCUUUUAUCUGUCAUACUGUUUCAUUUUGAGCUGAUUAGAUGGCUGGCUAAGUCCAGUUAAUGAUUACCGUGUUCUGUUACUUUUUAUUAUACAACAAAUCUAUGGCAGAGAUAUAUUAGUCA